Messenger RNA from Lutra lutra (Eurasian river otter), 5669 nucleotides. It is a transcript of the gene MAP2K5, whose product is annotated as mitogen-activated protein kinase kinase 5. The transcript is spliced from 22 exons. The record is from RefSeq and is a predicted model, not a curated record. The coding region runs from base 625 to 2091 and encodes 488 amino acids. Gene Ontology annotation, molecular function: ATP binding; protein binding; protein kinase activity. Gene Ontology annotation, biological process: protein phosphorylation. NCBI's taxonomy places the organism in Eukaryota, Metazoa, Chordata, Mammalia, Carnivora, Mustelidae.
CCGCCGCCGCCGCUGCCGCCGCAGCAGAAACGUUCGGCCUGCGGCGGCCGGGGUUGAGCCCGUGCGCGCGGCGCCCUCUGACUCGGGGUGGGGAACAGGACUCGCUCUCCCGUCCUCUGGCGGAAGGCCCUGCCACAGCUCUCGCGUGCUCUGGGGGCCCCGGGGUUCCUUCCAAACAGUCCCCGACUGAGUCCCCUCCAGUCGGGGACCCUCCGCUCUCCACUAAGGAGGAGUGGACACCUGCCGCUCUGCCUCCCUAAAACGGGGUCGUGCCCUCACACCCACACAGAGGGCAGAGAGCUUCACGAUCCCGUUUCGCCCAGUUUUCCAAUCCAGAACCUUCUGAUCUCCGCUAGGUUCUAAGGGCCCCUGCCUCCUGCCCCGUCCACGCUCAUAGGGAGGCAGCCCCCGACCCCAGACAGCCUGGGUCUGGCUCGGUCCCUGCGGGCUCCUUCCAGACCACGCCUUCUCUCUACAACGUGUCCGUGUGUCCCCCCCCCCCUCCCCCCGGCCAAGACCCUCUGUGUUCUUUCCCUUGCUCCCCUUGUCACCUCUUGGAGCUCUUGCUUAACCCGGAUCCAGUGGGUACCUCCUGCCUCAGGAUGUGAGCCCCUGUAACCUGUAAUGCUGUGGCUGGCCCUUGGCCCCUUCCAUGCCAUGGAGAACCAGGUGCUGGUGAUUCGUAUCAAGAUUCCAAAUAGUGGCGCGGUGGACUGGACAGUGCACUCCGGGCCGCAGUUACUCUUCAGGGAUGUGCUGGAUGUGAUAGGCCAGGUUCUGCCUGAAGCAACAACCACAGCAUUUGAAUAUGAAGAUGAAGAUGGUGACCGAAUUACAGUGAGGAGCGAUGAAGAAAUGAAGGCCAUGCUGUCCUAUUAUUAUUCCACAGUAAUGGAACAGCAAGUAAAUGGACAGUUAAUAGAGCCUCUGCAGAUAUUUCCGAGAGCCUGCAAGCCUCCUGGGGAACGGAACAUACAUGGCCUGAAGGUGAAUACCCGGGCUGGACCCUCCCAACACGAUAGCCCAGCAGUCUCCGACUCAAUCCCAAGCAAUAGCUUAAAGAAAUCUUCUGCUGAACUGAAAAAAAUAUUAGCCAAUGGCCAGAUGAAUGAACAAGACAUACGGUAUCGAGACACUCUUGGCCAUGGCAACGGAGGCACAGUCUACAAAGCAUAUCAUGUCCCGAGUGGGAAAAUAUUAGCUGUAAAGGUCAUACUACUAGAUAUUACACUGGAACUUCAGAAGCAAAUUAUGUCUGAAUUGGAAAUUCUUUAUAAGUGUGAUUCAUCAUAUAUCAUAGGGUUUUAUGGUGCAUUUUUCGUAGAAAACAGGAUUUCAAUAUGUACAGAAUUCAUGGAUGGGGGCUCCUUGGAUGUAUAUAGAAAAAUUCCAGAGCAUGUCCUUGGAAGAAUUGCAAUAGCAGUUGUUAAAGGCCUCACCUAUUUGUGGAGUUUAAAGAUUUUACAUAGAGAUGUAAAACCCUCCAAUAUGCUAGUAAACACAAGAGGACAGGUCAAGCUGUGUGAUUUUGGAGUUAGCACUCAGCUGGUGAAUUCUAUAGCCAAGACGUAUGUUGGAACAAACGCUUAUAUGGCGCCCGAAAGAAUUUCAGGGGAGCAGUAUGGAAUCCAUUCCGAUGUCUGGAGUUUGGGGAUCUCUUUUAUGGAGCUUGCUCUUGGGAGGUUUCCAUAUCCUCAGAUUCAGAAAAACCAGGGAUCUUUAAUGCCUCUCCAGCUUCUGCAGUGCAUUGUUGAUGAGGAUUCGCCCGUCCUUCCGGUUGGAGAGUUCUCCGAGCCAUUUGUACAUUUCAUCACUCAGUGCAUGCGUAAACAACCCAAAGAAAGACCAGCACCUGAGGACCUGAUGGUGUGGGAGAGCAUUUGGAGUCAGAAGCCCCGCGUUGGUGUCCAGCCCGGCCCCUUGCUCCGACAACCCUGGACAGGGCUCCGAGUGUCUGUUUCCUCAUCUGGAAGGUGGACACGCAUGGCUGUGUGUGCCUCCAGAGUGAGUGUGGGGAUUCUGUGGGAAAAUGAGGACAAAGCCCUCAGCAGGCACCCGGCACACACCACCCCUCCAUGGCGCUGGACUUAGCACUAGCAUUCUGUAGGGGGUCGUUUCCGUCCAUCUCUGGCAUCUGGCUGUGCCCGCAUCUGCUCCGGCCUGUCCGGAGCCUCCUGGGAACCCAAGCACCUCAGAGUGGCUGAGGAAUUCUCCUGCUCUCUCUAGAAUCAUCCAUCAGAUUUUGUUUGCUUAUUACACUCGUGAGGAGUUCCUGCAUUGUGCGUUGCAGGGCUGGAGGAGUGUCGCUGUAUCCUAGAGAAGAAGCGGGGAACACACCCGCCAGGGUCACAGGGGACAACAGUUGGCCCUGAGAAUGCACCAGCUUAGAAACCAGGAGACCUGAGUUCAGCCCCAGCACUGUUAACCAGUCACUUCCCUCCCUGGGCCUCAGUGUUCUCUUCUGUAAAAUGGGAUGAAGGUAUGCAUGCCCUGCUUCCCACACAGGCCGACGGGGCUGGGGAGCAUCAGGGGAGAGUCACCUGCUACCAUGACAGGCGGGCAUUCUCCCAGUGUGUCCAGGGCAUGGCGCCAACUGAGGUCAGGACCUGGGACAGUGUAGGCUAGCAGCCCCAGUGUCACCUCCGUCCAGGAGGGUCUGAAUCACGGGGCAGAAAUAAAGGUGAGGGGAAUUGUGAUCUGUUUAUUGAUUCUGCCACUUCUGUCUGCUCCCGGUCAGCCUGAGAGAGCCCUGGGCCGUGGUCUUGGGUUUCAGACACCUGUAAUCCAGACCCAGCCCUGGGAGCCCAGGCAGGUCAGCCAUUAGCCAGCGGUCUGCGCUUCCUCGUGUGUAAAGUGGAGAUUCUAGUGCCUGCCUCUGACUUGGUGCCUGUCGCCCAGACUGUGAGGUGCUCGUGGGCCCUGCAGGCUGAGCUGCGGCCAAGCCGGGGGAUCCUUGCCCCGGGGGCCCCUGCUGCUCUGCUCUGCUUCUCUCUGUGCUCCCCUCCUUGCUUGCUGGCUUCCUCUCUGUGCCUCACCACCACCGGCUCCCAAGUUCACAGCUUACAGGCCCUGCUCCCUAGAGAGGCUGGGGUCUCCCUCCCAUAUCUGUCCGUCUCUGUCCCCUCUGCAUCCCUCUAUGAUUCCCCCACACCUCUCUCCAGAGCCAGUCAACAAUGGCUGGGGACAAGACCACCUGUCCAGGUCCCUCCCUGCAGGCGGGUGUACAGCAUCAGGGACGCGCAGGACAGGAGAACCUCCCAGCCAAGGAGGGCGGGAAAGGGGCAGAAUCUCUGCCAGAGCAGUGGAUUCCGGCCCUCUCCUCCUCGUGCCUCCCAGGGCACUUGGGCACAGUGCCCUCCCUGCCGUGCAGCCAUCAGCCUUCCCCUAACUGGAGGAAUGCCUCCACUCUCCCCUCCUGCAGUUCCGCUCUGCUUGUUCCCGAACAGAUGAUAACAGAGAUGCAACAUAUGGGCCCCAAAGUCACCGGGCAUUCUGGGAAAGUGACACUGUGCUAUCCCAGGCUUGAGGGGAGGGGCCCAUCAGCUUCUGAGCACAGCUUUUCCCUUUGUUCUUCACAAGGGCACAAGGUCACCUCUCCUGAGCCUCCUGGAAAGGCAGUGUGCGCACUCAGACAUAGAGGAGGACUUCCCUCUUGUUAGGUAGCGAUUAGGAAGGCAGGUGUAGGGUAGGCAUGUAUACGGGGGAGAACUGCAUGUGGGAGUCAAGAUAGGAGCCCUCCUGGGCCUCUCCUGCUCCAGCCCCAGCCCAGCCGCCUGCAGGACACCAACCCCACCUGGCUUCCAAGACCCAGUGGCAGUUGUGAGGGGCACCUGCCCCGCCCCCCAGUAGUCCCGCACAUGUGUUGGGAUCCCCCGUAGAAUGCGAUGAGCAGAUCCCAGGAAGUGCCCAGGUGGGCCCCAGGCCUAGCUCCACCAUGGCCUCGGUGAGUCACUGCACUGGGCUGAGUGUCCUUGGCACCCCCUAAGCCAAGCUCCCUGCCCUCGUCUGGUGUUCUGUACGGCUUUGAGCUAGACCAUGCCAGGUGCUUUGGAAAAUGGCUUUCCUUACCCGAACUGAGAAAGCCAGGUAAGGGGACGCAGCAGGAGUCCAAGGUAAAGAAGCCUGGAUGGCUUUCCUUCCUAUCCCCAGAGACACAUCAGGUCUGACCAAGCAGCCUCAUUGCCUCCCCUGGCCUGGUCUUAGGCCGCUCCUGCAGACCCUGGGAUCUGGGCACCAGGGCAUAUGAGCCCCGGCCGGCCCGCAUCCCUCCUGCCAUGUGAUGAACUCAUUUUGAGGCAGCUUGGCCUGUGGCUGGCUAUUCCCCAGAGCUGCUGGUCAAGACUGGGGUAUAUGGGGAAAGCAGUGCUGGGAGCCCAGCUCACACCAGUGGGGAAGAGAGAAGGAGCCCGAUAAGGGCUCAGAAAGCCAGAGGUGCACUCGUGCUGGUGGCCUCAGUAUGCUGAGCAUCUGACUUUCUUCUUUGGCUCAGGUUCUAAUCUCUUGGGUCGUGGGAUCAAGCCCUGUGUCCGCACUCAGCAGGGGGUCUGCUAGAAGAUUCUUCUCCCUCUCUGCAUGCUUGCUCUCUCUUCUCUCUCAAAAAAAAAAAAAAAAAAAAAAAAAAAAAAGAUCUAAAAAAAAAAGAAGAAAGCUGAGGGUUCAGGCAAGCUGGAGCUGGAAGGCUGCAGGGGCAGGAGAGGAGGUGGGGGGAAGGGAGGGAAGCAGGAGCCUUCCCACACCCCCCACACAAGCCCACUGCAGCUCCCUGAAUCUCCGGCUACAUUUUUGGUAAAAGAAGAAGCUUUCAGGUGUGUGUUUCUUAGCAGAGAAGCUGCUUGGUAAGGAGGGGGGAAGAUAAUGCUUUUCAGUUUCCCUUUCACAUUUGGCCUGUGGUCAGGGUGACUGACUGCCUCUGCUUUCUUCUGACCUUCCCUGAGAACUCCCAGGAAGCCCUAAGAUUUGUGAAUGUGAAUCUUGAUUCCUCAGGACCGCAGGGGAGGGGACUGGCUAAAUAGAACUGGACCUGCCUUAUAGACUAAGUAAUUUAGAGCCCGACACAGGCCACAUGGAGACAGUCCUGGCCCCUCCGAAGUCCAGGCCCGCCCUGGUCACCAGGAACCAGAGGGGAUCUGCAUCCACCAGCGUAUCUCUCCUGCUCCUGCUACUUUUGCCUUCCCUCCACUUGGAUGUGGGGACUUCCUCAGAGAGCAUAGACAUAGGCCUGUUGCCAAGACAUAGACAUAGAAGAACACCGGAAGGGAGAGAUAUAGCCACGGAGGAGAUGAUUCUCUGAUCUGUGGGCAGCCCCUGGACUGGGGUGCUGGCAACCCAGGGGCCAGGCAUUCGCCAGUCUGCUGUUGGAGUGGUGCGGGGUGCGGAGGAGCCUGGCAGUGUGGAGACAGGACAGGCCCUCCCCCACAGGCAACUUGCAGGCCGGUGGGACUCUCAGGAGGUGGUGGUGGAGCACCGGGCAGAAUCUGAGCUAUGCAGCGAGUGCUGCCCCUCCACUGGCCUCAGUCAAGCUAGCUAUGAAAUGGGUUGAUGGUGUCCUUCUCUUGUAGGGCUAGUGGGGGAGAAGAAAGGAGGUCCAGGCUGAGAACAGGCCUUGGCAAGCGUAAUGAAGCGCAGAGUCUGGGGAAUGUGUGUCACAGCCUCUCUUCCCCUUCCCCCCC